This is a messenger RNA of Bacillus rossius redtenbacheri, 2290 nucleotides long. RefSeq names its product chymotrypsin BI-like. The transcript is spliced from 7 exons. The coding region runs from base 46 to 903 and encodes 285 amino acids. Gene Ontology annotation, biological process: proteolysis. The record is from RefSeq and is a predicted model, not a curated record. NCBI's taxonomy places the organism in Eukaryota, Metazoa, Arthropoda, Insecta, Phasmatodea, Bacillidae. Gene Ontology annotation, molecular function: serine-type endopeptidase activity.
UUGCUCGUCGCAGGUUGCCGGACAUCUUGGGAGGAGAGAUUCGCCAUGGAACUGGGAGUUAUUCUUCUGGUCGCUCUGGCGACCACCGUCGCUGGUCGGGUGGACUUGUCAACUGGUACUCCCGAAGACAGCUUCCAAGUACCCGUUCGACAGAGCGUGGAGCCGGGGCCACGGGUGGUGGGGGGACAGGUCGCCGCCCCUCACUCCUUCCCCUACCAGGCCUUGCUGGUGUACCACCCCUACGGCAGCAACUACUGCGGCGGCUCCCUGGUCGACAGCCAGUGGGUCCUCACAGCUGCGCACUGCGUCGACCUCGUAAAAGAAUACCCCAUGCAAGUUAUUUUGGGUGUGCACAAUUUGUCCCAAAUGGAUGGCUCUGAAGUGAACCUUACCAGCACAGAAUUCUACAUUCACCCAGGAUGGAAUCGUCAGAACAUAUCUAACGACAUCGCCCUCAUCAAGCUACCCUCAAAGGUACAGUACAACGAGAACAUCCAGCCUGUUAGGCUUCCAGCGAGAUCUCAAGUGACCGAGAACUUCACGAACGACGAAGCUACAGUCAGCGGCUGGGGGUGGGCGAAUCAGUCCGCCAUGGAGCCGAGCCCUGUUCUGCGAUACGUCACCGUGACGGUGAUGAGCAACGAGGCGUGCAGCAAGAUAUUCCACAAAGUCAGGGAUACCAACCUCUGCACUACAGGAGCCGGCGGCAAGAACCCUUGCUACGGAGACAGCGGCGGGCCCCUGGCACUGAAGGGGGCGGACGGCCGGUGGACCCAGAUCGGCGUCGUGUCGUACGGCAGCAACUGGGGCUGCGAGGCGGGACGACCCGCCGCCUACACCCGCGUGUCCAGCUACCUGCGCUGGAUCUCCGACAUCGCCGACAUCGCCGACAUCGCCGCUUAGCCGCUUAGCCUUCUUUUCGCAGACGAGAGAGCCAAACGCCCGAUCGUCCAUCUUCGGUUUUUUUUUUGUUCAAUGUGAAUGUGUUGAUAAAAGGAUACUAAUGGUCAAUUAGGUUAGGUUAGCUCAGGGGCGUAGACACGGGGGGGGGGGGGGUUAGGGGUUCUAACUCCCCCCCCCCCCCCCCCUUAGCACCAAAUCUUUAAUUAAUUUCUUAUUCAUCACUGAAACAAAUUUCAUAUUAAAAUUAAUAAAAUUUUUACCAUUACAAUAUUUAAAUUUAAGUACCGAAAACUGCUAAAAUAGCACUGUUUUACACCUUAAAAUCCUAAUUUUCCCGGGACCCCCACGCUUUAUUACGGGGGGGGGGGGAGGGGGGAAUGCUUCCUAACACCCCUCAUACACAAAUCCUGGCUACGCCACUGGGUUAGCUACAUUAUAAAUACUUUAAAACAUUGUGGAAGGUUGAUUUGGUUAAGAUAGAGGGGACGUGCAUUAACUUCGGGGCACUUCGGGUUUUUGGCUCUCUCGUCUGUGAAAAGAAGGCUUGCUCAGCUAUCCCUCGCUGUGUUCGCUGUGUUCGCUAUGUCCGCCACGCGAGUGAAAUACGGCCAGCUGCAUCUCAGGCGUCGCUCGCCACACAAAGCUGUGUUCGCUAUGUUGGCGACGGACGUCGCUAGGUGUUUGGUUCUAGGGCUAUUUUGUUUUUUUGUUUUUUUCUCAAAGACGUUGACUUCGCUCAUGUGUAGAUAAACAAAAAAUAAUCUGUUUUCGCAAGGAAUCAUGCUGUACUUUUCUGCGUUUGAAUUUUCAUUGGAUUUUAAUUUCUCUCAAAAUUGUUCUUUUAAUGGUCAAGUCGACGGAAAAGUUAAUUGAAAGAUUACGAAAGUAUCCAUGUUCGUGGAAUAAAUCGAUGAAUGAGUAUAGAAGGUCGGAUAUGCAGGACGAUGUCUGGAAUGCUAUCAAACUAAGUUGAAUUUAUCCUGAAAUAAAACAUGAAUUUCGUUUCUACUUCACAAGAAACUGCUUCAUCAAAUGAUCAGAUCCAUAAAAUUCUUUUUUUAUGUAUUAAAUUCAUGAACCCAUUUCUUUUUACGUUUACAUACUGAGAGGGCCAGCAGAAUAUUAUCAUCGCGGGAAUCACCACUCGAAUCCCACGGCAUGCGUCUCUCCGACAUCGCGAACUGGACUAACCUGUCUGGCCACCUGGCGCAGCGAACAUUGCGAACAUUGCAAACAUAGAGAACAUCGAGAACAUAGCGAAACUUUCUGUGUGGCCUCGGCUUUAGAGACUAGCAUUUUGCAAUAUUGGUGCAUUUUGUUUGUAGGUAAUAUUACUUAAGUGUUUUGGCAUUAAAUUGGUUUAAAACAUAAACCGUGUAAGUAACAA